Messenger RNA from Actinia tenebrosa (Australian red waratah sea anemone), 1748 nucleotides. RefSeq names its product U3 small nucleolar RNA-associated protein 15 homolog. The record is from RefSeq and is a predicted model, not a curated record. Gene Ontology annotation, cellular component: nucleolus. Gene Ontology annotation, biological process: rRNA processing; positive regulation of transcription by RNA polymerase I. Lineage: Eukaryota; Metazoa; Cnidaria; Anthozoa; Actiniaria; Actiniidae. Gene Ontology annotation, molecular function: protein binding.
UCAAAAUGGCGAGCGACUUUCACAAGCUGCAAGUAAAACGCUACCCAAAGAUCGAAAGAAAGCAAACCAGUGAUACAAGAUACUGGAAAAAGUUUAGCUUUCCUAUAGUGGUAAAGGAGUAUGGUGCUGUGUCUUUUGUGGAUUUUUGCCCAACUAAGCCUCAUGAUUUUGCCGUAACCAGUGCAUCAAGAGUACAGAUCUACAGCAGCACAACUCAUCAAGUUUUAAAAUCCAUUUCUAGAUUUAAUGAAGUGGCGUACAGUGGUUGUUUUAGGAGCGAUGGUCAACUGCUUGUCGCAGGUGGACAAGAUGGUCUUAUUCAGUUGUUUGAUCUUAACAGCAGAGCUGUGCUGAGACAGUUCAAAGGCCAUACUGAUGCAGUUCAUGUAACAAGGUUUCUGCAGGACAAUCUACAUCUAGUUUCUGCAAGUGACGACAAGGUGGUCAAGUGCUGGGACAUAUCAACUGAACAAGAAACAGUCUCAUUUAUUGAACACCAGGAUUAUAUAAGAACUGGUGCUGUUAACAAAACAAAUAAAGAUAUAUUCCUAACAGGUUCAUAUGACCACACAGUCCGGAUGUGGGAUAAGCGAUGUGACAAGAGUGUUAUGACUUUAGACCAUGGCUGUCCUGUAGAGUGUAUUCAGUUGUAUCCAAAUGGCGGCAUGUGUAUUUCAGCUGGUGGAAAUGUUGUCAAAGUCUGGGAUAUUCUUGGUGGUGGACGGCUUGUAACAGAGUUCUCUAACCACCAGAAGACAGUCACCACAUUGUGUUUUGAUGGCGAACUUAGAAGACUAUUAACAGGUUCUAUUGAUAAACAUGUUAAGAUUUAUGACUUACAAGACUAUAAAGUAGUGCACAGCAUGGACUACCCUUCGCCUAUUUUAACUAUGGCUGUCUCGCCUGAUGACUCUCAUAUAGUUGUAGGAAUGUCAGAUGGAUUGUUAUCAAUUAAAUAUAAAGUACCAAAUAAAGGAGAAGAGAGUUUAAAGAGAAAAGAAAAUCCAAGACCUGGAAGCUACAAGUAUUUCAUGAGAGGAGAAAAUUAUCCAGCUCAAGAGGACGAUUUUGUUGUUGCUGAGAAGAAAAAACCUCACUUAGGGAAAUCUGACAAGUUACUCAAGAAUUUUGAAUACAGUGCUGCACUGGAUGCAAUACUACGGCCCCUUUCCAACCAUCCUCCAGUAGUGGUAGCAAUAUUACAAGAGCUUGGCAGAAGAGGAGGACUUAAACGAGCUUUGGCAGGAAGGGAUGAAAAAAGGCUGGUACCUAUUCUUUACUUCCUCAUAAGAAAUAUAACCAAUCCAAGAUAUUCCGUAGUGUUGAUAGAUGUAGCUAACAUCCUUCUUGAUAUGUAUUCACCUAUAAUUGGACAGUCACAAGAAAUAGACAAAUUAUUCUUCAGACUUCAAAGCUCUAUUUCUGUGGAACUAAGCUUCUCAAGACAAGCAUAUGAACUAUUAGGAGCAAUGGAUACACUCUUCGCUGCUUCAUCUGCUCCUGUUUCUAAUACAGAUGCUGAAAAUUCUAACCAAGCAACGUGAAGUUUAAAGAAUUUUGCAAUAAAAAAGUAGAUGAAAUUGAUGAAUCGAAGAGGCCUGUCCCACAGGAGGAACCAAUCAAAUCGAAGGAAGCAACAGAUUGCAAAUAGAUGAGCUGAUAUAGCUAACAACGAACAGGCUAACACUCGUUCACAUAGACCAAAAGGACAUUUGAGUAUCAAACAAUAAAAAGAAUCUAUAGUGUGA